This is a messenger RNA of Fukomys damarensis (Damara mole-rat), 2986 nucleotides long. RefSeq names its product LysM domain containing 4 (gene Lysmd4). NCBI's taxonomy places the organism in Eukaryota, Metazoa, Chordata, Mammalia, Rodentia, Bathyergidae. The record is from RefSeq and is a predicted model, not a curated record. The transcript is spliced from 3 exons. The coding region runs from base 98 to 994 and encodes 298 amino acids.
GCGGCGGCGGCGGCGGAUCGCGGCGGAUCCUAAGGGCCUGGGAGCUUAGGAGCCUGGGAACCUGGGAGCCUGGGAGCCUGGGAACCGAGUGAAGAAGAUGAGGCAGAAGGAGGUGCUAACCAAGUCCUUCCAGGGCCCAGCCGUUGUCUGUAGGACUCGGACCAGUCACGUUUACAUGUUCAAAAGUGGCAGUGGGGACUCGGAGGACUCCUCUGAGGAAGAGACCCGGCAGCAGGACGUGGUGCUACGCCCCCGGGGCAGAGAGCUCCAGAACGGCGCCCACCAGGCUCACCGGCCCAGGGCAGGAGACGUGGUGCUGCUGCAGCGCGAGCUGGCCCGGGAAGACAACCUCAACAAGCUGGCUCUGCAGUAUGGCUGCAAAGUUGCAGAUAUCAAGAAAGUCAACAACUUCAUCCGAGAACAAGACUUGUACGCUUUGAAAUCUAUUAAAAUUCCCGUAAAAAACCAUGGGCUGCUCACAGAAACCCACAAAGAACUGAAGCCGCUCCCAGAAGCAUCCUCAGAGACCAGAGUGACCUUGGUGGAACCUCCUGGUGCAGACAGUGUGGCCGCAGGUGCGGACACCCAGACCAGCCAGCUGACGGAUUUUUUUAAGGGCAUUGACCAGAACAUCGAGCGCGCGGUGCAGUCUGAAAUCUUCCUCAGCGAGAGCUGCUGUGUAGACGCUCCGGACCAGCCGCUGCUCCCGGGCCCUCCGAAGGCAUCCACAGACGGUGCGGACUGUGGGAUCCAGUGGUGGAAUGCUGUCUUCAUCAUGCUCCUAAUUGGGAUUGUGCUGCCAGUGUUUUAUUUGGUCUACUUUAAAAUACAGGCUGCUGGGGAGACCCCUGUUAGCUUGAACACAACUGCUGUCCCCAACGGCUCGAUAGCAUCAAGUGUGGCCCCCGGGCAAGCCCCCGGCUUAGCGAUGCCGGUGGCGGCUCUCACCUCCGCAGACAGCCCGUUCAGCCAGACCACCCCGGCAGGGAACUAGGCUGCAGUUCAGGGGUUGACAUUUAGCUGAUGUCCACCAGCUGUCUCUGGCUGCAUCCUCAGGUGCUGCGUUUUGUUUUCUGGGAUGCGUGGACACGUCUGCAAGUCCUGCUGCUCUCAAUUGCACUAACCCUGAGGGAUGCACUCACUGAGUCCAAGGCUGUGGGAUCCAAACCACCACUGCCCUCGGCCUCCUCUGUGCAGGAGGUGCAGUGAGAGGGACAACGACGUGGCCCACGCAGCUUCUUAAAGACACUCAGCAGAGUGGAUGUGGCCUUCCCCGUAGCCCCGCGUGGGCCCCUAGCUGGCUGUGCAGAGGGAGAGGAGUGGCCUUGGCCAAGGAGCUGCCGUGUGGGUGUCCCUUGGGUCAGGUGGGGUCGGGCCACCUGCCUGUUAGUGUCCCCACUUGUUCUGGAGCGUCCCGGACUGGCUCUGAGAAAUGUUGUAUCCUCAGUGAAGACGCUGUGGAGUACUAUUGUUUGUCACCCGAUUUGGAGAGGGACAGAUUUCAAGGAGACUUCCUCUUUGGCCCGUUGGUUAGCUCUACGAAAGCAGUGUCACUUUGAGAAUCGAAGGGGCCCCGAGUCCAUGGUGCUUCUCAGCCGGGUAAACAGUUCCGUCUCUCCCUUCCCUGUCCGUGUGGUCUGAUGCACAGCAGGUGUUGUUUCCCAUGAAGAGGGGCGCUUGCUGCCUGGUGUGUGGCGAGAAGGAUGCGCACCUGUUGCCCAGGUUCCGCUUCUGAGGCUGAGUAGUUGCCCCGCCGGCACCACCUAGGGCAGCAGCUCUGUGCACACCCGGAAAUGCAGCGCAAUUCCUGCCGCUUCCACACAUGGGGCUGCCCUUUCUUUUGUGUGCGAUGCCCCUGGGGCAGUGCUGGCAAACCUAUGGCGCGUGUAUUUUUCAUUUAAGACAAAAGUUUUAAUGUAUGAGUCGUUUUUUCCUAAACUAAAAUGUCAGUAUUCAGGUUUAAUUGUAGUGGUGGCACUUUGCAAUAAAGAAGUGGGUUUUGGGUUGCAGUUUGGGCACUCGGUCACUAAAAGGUUCGCCCCUGCUGCCUGAGGGGAAACCUCUGAAUAUGGUGCAGACCAGACUUCAUGGAGGCGAGCGAGGAUCUGUCUGCUUUGCAUGACUACAGCUGGAUAUAAUGUGAGACAACAGCUUAGAAGGAGAAAAGGUUGACUUUAGCUAGUGGCCUCCGAGGCCACAAUCAGUUGACCUGUUGAUCAGUUGUCUGUUUUUGGAUCUGCGUGCAAGCAGCACAUGAUGGCAGGGAGUGGCAGUGGAGCAGACAUCGCCUCGUGGCUCCGAAGUGAGGGAGACAGGCAGGAGGGUCCGAGCAUCCUCUUCAGGGCACUGCCCUCAGCAGCCUCUCUUCCUCUCAACAGGCCCCACUUUGAAAUAACGCUAGGCUGAGGCCCAUGCCUUUAAGUCAUCCAGAUCACAGUAAAGGGGCUGGGGCUGACCAUCCCCUCCUCUGUGUAUGGGGCAGGGUGAGGCAGGGAAAGGGCAGAGGGGCUGGCAGCUUCGCCUGCGCCUGAGGUCUGGAAAAUGCCACAGAAAUGCUGCACUUGAGGCACUGGUCUGGUGUUUGCGCCCAAGGCCCAGAGGUAAAUGUAAAAGAUCUCACCGUGGAAGAGGAGGGGUGGGUGGCACAAGAGGACAUGAGAUGGGUUUCCAGUUUCUCCUCUCAGUUUGUAUGAAAAACAACUGGCCUAGGGUUCAAGUUAGCAAGUUUAAAUUAUCUUCACAAUGAAAUGUUUCUUCCAGACCAGGAUGAUCUUUGGGAUAAAAUGUGCUUGUGAACUGUGGUACAGGAAACAUUUUCAUGUGUAAAUGCUUUUCCAGCAAAAUGUCUGUCUUCACUGUGUUGCUGGGGGCCCCAGACGUCUCUAACAUCUGUGGCCUUUAACUUCACCAGGCUGGGCUCAGAGUCCUGUGGGAAAAUCACUUUUGCCUGGCAAAGAAUGUAUAUCUGUAUCCUUUACUUUUCUCA